Molecule: messenger RNA, 4446 nt
Organism: Taeniopygia guttata (zebra finch)
Lineage: Eukaryota; Metazoa; Chordata; Aves; Passeriformes; Estrildidae
Gene: ATCAY
Product: ATCAY kinesin light chain interacting caytaxin
Biological process (GO): apoptotic process
Cellular component (GO): cytoplasm
Source: RefSeq, a predicted model, not a curated record
GGCAUCCAAUUGGAGCGGCGCUGGCACCGGGAGGGCUCCUCUCCCCUCCCUCCCCUCCCUCCCCUCCCCUCCCUCCUCCAGACCCCCCUGGCCGCCCUCUCCCACAAAAGCAGCGAAUUAACCGACUGAGGGGAAAACCACCCCAAAAUCCCUGGGAGGGGAGGGAAGGAGGAGGCCGAGGGGGAGCAGCAGCCAUGGCAGAGCACAAAUAACGCCCUGCACCCAUCGCUGCCCGCAGAUGCAUCCCCCGACCCCUCCGUGCGCAUCCCCAUGCAGGGGCCGCAGCUGCUGAGCUGCAUCCAGCGGGAGGAGGAGGAGGAAUGCCGGGCUGGCAGGGCGGCAGCAUCGCCUUUGUUCCCCUCUGAGCACCAGCAGCGGCUGAGCCCUUCCUGUGGGAUCUGCUGGCUCCAGCCCCUCCCCGAGGGCCAUGGGCACCACGGAGGCCACGCUGCGCAUGGAGAACGUGGAUGUGAAGGAGGAGUGGCAAGACGAGGACUUCCCCAGGCCUCUCCCAGAGGAGACAGGGAUGGAGUCACUGGGAAGCCCCACAGAAGACGAGACCACGUCCUCUCCCCCCAACACUUUGAACUUUAACGGGGCCCAUCGGAAGAGGAAGACUCUUGUUGCACCUGAAAUCAACAUUUCCCUGGACCAGAGCGAGGGCUCCAUCCUCUCCGACGAUUUCCUGGACACACCAGACGACCUGGACAUCAACGUGGAUGAUAUUGAAACCCCUGAUGAGACCGAUUCCCUCGAAUUCCUGGGGAAUGGCAACGAGCUGGAAUGGGAAGAUGACACCCCCGUGGCCACGGCCAAGAACAUGCCCGGGGACAGCGCAGACCUCUUUGGGGACGGGGGCACCGAGGAUGGCAGUGCCACCAACGGCCGGCUCUGGAGAACCGUCAUCAUCGGCGAGCAGGAGCACCGGAUCGACCUCCAGAUGAUCAAACCCUACAUGAGAGUGGUGACACACGGCGGAUACUACGGAGAAGGUCUCAACGCCAUCAUCGUCUUUGCUGCCUGCUACCUCCCGGACAGCAACCUGGCUGAUUAUCACUACAUCAUGGAAAAUCUCUUCCUAUAUGUGAUCAGCAGCCUGGAGCUGCUGGUGGCUGAGGAUUACAUGAUCGUCUACCUGAACGGGGCCACGCCCCGCAGGAGGAUGCCAGGCCUGGGCUGGCUGAAGAAAUGCUACCAGAUGAUUGACAGAAGGCUGAGGAAGAACCUCAAGGCCCUGAUCAUCGUGCACCCCUCGUGGUUCAUCAGGACCGUGCUGGCCAUCUCCAGACCCUUCAUCAGUGUGAAGUUCAUCAAUAAGAUCCAGUACGUGCACAGCCUGGAGGAGCUGGAGCAGCUGAUCCCCAUGGAGCACGUGCAGAUCCCAGACUGCGUCCUCCAAUAUGAAGAAGAGAGGAUCAAGGCCAGAAAAGAAAGGGCAGAGGAGAACAAAGACAUGGCUGAGAGGGAAAGCAGGCCUGUGCCCCCAGCAGAGGAUCAGGAGACCAGCAUGUCCUGAGUGGGAGCAGCACGGAGGAAUGGAGUAGGAGAAGGAGCAGCCUGGCACUCACCCACCUCAACGACCUUUGGGGACAAGACCUUGCCACCACCUUCUUCCAAGUCCUGUAAAUCCUGGAGCCUCCUCUGCCUCCAAGAUGCAAAGUCCUUUAACCUUUUGGGAAUCACUUUUCUCUCUUUUUAAAAAAAAAAAAAAAGAAGAAGAAGAAGAAAAACAAAAACCAAACAAACCCCCCAAAAAAUCAAAGCAAGAACAGCACUUUACAGGUUCUGGUGUGUUUAGGGAAUGGUCUGUGGGGAGCAUUGCCACGGUGCAAAUACUCACGGUGUAUCCUCGGAGUAAGUCAAGAGCAUCCUCCAGCCCAUGAAUCUCCAGCCCAGAAAGAGAAUUUAUUGUUGGUUUUGAUGACAAACCCUUUCCUUGGCUCGCUGCUGGCCAGUGAGGAGCCCUUUUGCUUUGAGCUGCACCUCCAAAAUCUGCCACCCCUGGGAACAACCACCACAGGCAACGGGAAGAGCUUUUCCCUCCUUUUUUCCACUCAGUGCGAGUUUCCUCCUGAGGAUUCCACGUGCCCACGGCCUCGGCAGCACUGCCAGCGUCCACCAUCCUCCAGAACUCAUCCCAGCAGGGAAUCCUGUGCUUUUCCCAUGGUUUUUUCCAUCCUGGUGCAGGAGGGGCUCAUCCAGCAGCAUUCCCACAUGGAAUUCCCUCAUGGAGAGGGCAGCAGGAAUCCCUCCUGAAAUUCCCUCAGAAGGGCCUCAUCCAGCAGCAUUCCCACCUGGAAUUCCCUCAUGGAGAGGGCAGCAGGAAUCUCUCCUGAAAUUCCCUCAGGACAGCCUCAUCCAGCAGCAUUCCCGCUUUCCUGAGCUCCCAGCUGUGUUUGGAGACAAACAGCAGCCAGGAAUUCCCAAAUUCCCACAGCAGAGCUGGGAUCCCUUCCUCUGGGGGUGUCCCAGGGGCUGAACAGCCCACAGAGGUGAAGGGAGGAUAAAAUCUUUUAAAGUUUCUGAUAAAAUCAAUUUUAAAGCUCACAAAGCUCCUCGUGGACCCAGAGGCUGGGACCUCACUGGGAACACUUCAAGCUGAUUUUCCUUUUUUAUUUUUUCCCUUUGUUUUUUAUGGAUUUUGUACAUCAAAACAGGUUCAGAAAUACUGCUGGGAUGGAAGAGGUGGAUGUGGGAGAUAAGGAAUCCAAUCUCCUUUCCUGGGGGGCUCUGCAUCCUCAGCAGUCUCCCCGCCAGAAUGGAAUUUGCUUUUUGGGCUGUUUCAUUCCUUCCCAAAACCACUCUGUCUGCACUUCCAGGGGAAAAAAAAUACAGAAUUCCUCCUCAGAAUGAGCAGAUCUGACAAUGAAGCUUCACAUUUUUCCAAGUAAUUCCUUCAGAGCAAGGGAAUUUCAGCUGGGAAAAGGACAGAUCCCAAAUUUCCCUUCACGAGAUGGGGGUGGGAGUUGUUUCCAUACAAAAAUCAAUUUUUAACUUAUUGGAAGGGAUUUUUUGGGGUUUUUUUUUGUUUGUUUCAAAAAGUGCCCUUUUCAUUUUCACAGUUUUAUAAGCACGUAAAGUUUAUGUUCAUGGAUGGAUGGAUGGAUACAUGGAUUAUGUUUUUGUCUUUUAACACAAUGAAGAACCUGCAGCCCCAUCAAGGAGAAAUCAAAAAUGUCAAAACUGCAUUUUAUAGCAGCCAAAAAAAAAAUCAUUAACUUAUUUCAACCAGUGAUUUCAGGCAUUGAUGGCAAAACUAAAAGCUACAAAUUCUUGGACAAAAAUAAAUACAAAAAAACCAAAAAAGGUCCCUGUCCCAAAGGUGGAGUGACAAAACUCAGCUGGAUGGGGAGAAAUCUGCACUGCUGCUGGUGGAAGUGCGUUUCCAGUCGAACUUUGACCAGUAUAUAAAUAUAUAAAUAUGUUUAAAGAAGAAAAUGAAAUAAAUUCAUCCCUUUAGCAAUACUGCUGGACUGCUCAGUGUCCCAAGCGUGCCCAGGCCCCACAGAACCAUCCCUGGAGGAUCAAGAUUUUCAUUUCUGAAUUCCCUGGAUUCUGUUGAGCACUUUCUGGUCUGAUUUGACUUUUUCCUGAGAUUUUUCCUUCCCGCUGAAUCCAUGGGAAGUCACAUUUUAGCUGCAGAAAAAGUUCUUUUAUGCCCAUCCUCACCGAAAUCCUGGUGUUUUCACUCGUUGUGUGUUUAAUGGCUGGACCUCAAUUCACCCCACAUCAGCCUGAAAAAUCUAAUUUCUUCCUGUUCAGCUCAUCCCAGAGCAGGAAUUCCCUUCCCCUCUCUUGGAGGAUUUAUGCCAGGCCCUCCUCAGCUCCAGGAAUUCCAUUUUCUGGUUUUUCCACCCAGAUUUGGGACUGAGCGUGAAUUUUUAUUGUGGUUCACAAGGAACCAAACCAGGGGAAGAAUUCAUCCCAAUUCUCUCUGUCCAGUGCUGUGUAAAUGUCAGUGGAUAUUUAGAGCUUCCCUCAUGGUCAUUUUUCCAUCUUUAUUUCCCCACAGAUGUGCAGAAAAAGUUUUUUAAAGGCAACAAAUCCAUUUUUUUAGAGGAUUUCAAAAACCCAGAGUCAAGGAAAGGCUGGUGGUGAUGAGCUGGGAUGGGCCUGGAGCAGGAGAAAGGGACAAAAACCCACAAAAAGCACAUUUUUCUCUUUUUUAUUUCCUUCCUUCCUGGCAGCCAGAAACGCAGCAGGUUUUGGCUAAGUGGAGUUGAGAACUCACCAUGACAAUAAACCACAAUCACAGGGGUUUUUUUUAUUUUAUUUUUGUUCCUUUCCAGCCCAACCCCAGCUGUACAAACGUGUGAAAUGUCAUUUUCUGCAGUGGUUGUAAUUAGGUGGUUUGUGCUAGCGGACUCUUCAUCUGUACCCUGAGCUUUGUAUUAUUCCAUAAAAUCUGUGGAUAUUCGAUUAAAAUGAGACUAAUCCUUCAGCCAA